This is a messenger RNA of Aspergillus lentulus, 2199 nucleotides long. RefSeq names its product putative C6 transcription factor (Leu3). The record is from RefSeq and is a predicted model, not a curated record. Lineage: Eukaryota; Fungi; Ascomycota; Eurotiomycetes; Eurotiales; Aspergillaceae. Gene Ontology annotation, molecular function: transcription cis-regulatory region binding; DNA-binding transcription factor activity, RNA polymerase II-specific; zinc ion binding. Gene Ontology annotation, biological process: regulation of DNA-templated transcription; DNA-templated transcription. Gene Ontology annotation, cellular component: nucleus.
AUGGGAGGUACCGGCCAUUCGUCUGCUUCUCCCGCUGUCGGUCCCGAUGGUUUGGGACAAGUCAAAAAGCGCACCGUCGCCAUGGCGGGGCUGGAAAGCUCCCCUGGCAGUGUCGAUGAUAUCGAGGACAAUGAUCAGCGGGAGGAGAAGAAGAGGCAGCCUGUGAAGCGAGCGUGCAACGAAUGUCGACAACAAAAGCUUCGAUGUGAUGUGGUUCAAGACCCAUGGACAGACUGUUCACGAUGCCGUCGCUUGAAGCUCGAGUGCAAGAUCGAGUCCAACUUCAAACGCGUUGGAAAGAGGAGUCGGAAUGCCGAGAUGGAACGGGAGAUUAUCGAGUUACGAAAGCAGAUUGCCAACGUGCAAGCCAACCCUGCUGCCAUGACCCCUCAGCAACAUGCGCCUUCUCUUCACUCCGCACAUGUCACUCCGAAACAAGAGUCGAGUCAUGUCAGCCCUGCGGGUGUAUAUCACACACCUUCCGCCAUAUCAUCCGAUCAAUAUAUGGGCUCUCACGAGGCUGUUGCAUCUCUACUUGACUUGCGCUCCGGCUUUGAUGGCUCGAACUACAUGAGGAAUGGGAAUCUGUUCAAGCGAAUUGAAGAUGUGGUGGUUGCGCCGGAGAAAGUGACCGAGCUAUUUGACCUGUUUUUCAUGUUCUAUCAUCCCUUUCUUCCGUUCCUUGACCGACAACGUUCGCCAGAUGACUACUACAGCGUAUCGCCAUUACUGUUCUGGACUAUCAUCAGCGUUGGAGCUCGGCGGUACCAGACAGAUACCCAUCUGCUCAACUCGCUGGCUGGCCCAGUCACGCGACUGGUAUGGAGUACGUUGGCGGAUAUACCCCAGAGCUACCACGUUGUGAAGGCGCUGUGUCUGCUCUGCUCGUGGCCGUUCCCUACCAGCAGUACCUCGACGGAUCCUACCUUUAUGUUAUGCGGUAUGAUGAUGCAAGUUGCCAUGCAGCUUGGCUUGCACCGACCGUCUCAUACCCAGGACUUUAGCAAGUUCCGAGUAGAACUCAUCGAGGAGGAGCUCAGGGACAAGGUGAGGACGUGGGCCAUCUGUAAUGUUGUCGCACAGCGUGUUGCAACGGGAUAUGGUCAGCCGCCAUCUACUCUGUACGACUGGACGCUAUCAGCGAGCGGGUCGGUGGAUCCGAAUUUCAAGUUGCCCGAGGAUAUUAGACGCAGACUCGAUAUCGAAAUCUUCUGCGACAAGGUCACGAAGACGCUCUACACCAACCGGCGGGACCCUGUUGGCCUAUGCAGUGACCAAGAGAGAUCUACGCUGAUAACUUUUCUGUCGCGGGAUUUUGAUGAACUCGAGGACCAAGUCAAGUCGAGGACUGACGCGAUAACCGACCUCUUUCUGCGUGCUGCCAAUCUCCAUCUUCACCUGUCAGCAUUCUUUGACGAUCCUAGAGCCAAAGACUAUCGAGAACGUCUUCUGUCUCUCUACGUCGCAACCACGUCGUUCCUCGAGGCAGCUAUGACUCUGGAGACGGAGGUUGGCCCAGUCCUAUCCUAUACGCCCUACUACGUGUACCAGAUGAUGGUUGCUGGAGCCUGCACACUUCUCAAGCUCUGCAAGAGUUUCUUUGCAGCGCAUAUGGAUAUGGACUACACCAAGAGUCUUUUCAACCGAACCAUCUGGGCGAUUCGGGGUGUAUCGGUGUCCAGCAACGACCUCCCCGAACGGUUGGCGGAAGUCUUGGCCCAAAUGUGGCGAAUGGGCGGUACCCAGCAACAGAAACCAUCCGCUACUAGUGCCGAGGUGGAUGAUACCUUGAUGCUCAAGGUCCGCUGCCGCAUGAGCAUGUCGCUUUUGUUUGAUUCUGUCUGGCGAUGGCGAGAAGACGCACAGACCAAAGGCCGUAAUAUCGAAGCCUACCUCAAAAAUCCGACAAACCCCGACUCGAACGCGGAAUCUUCAGCAUCGUCAACCGCAGCGCCCGCAGGGCGCACCUCGUCCUCCACUCCCGGCCUCCCGGCUGACCCAAGUCUCGCGCCUGCUCCCAUGCUCGCACAAGGCAGUCUGGGAGUUCCGCCCGCCAGUGGAGUAGCCAAUCUCCCCAGCGGAUUCCUCGAGCCCAACUACGAGGUCUUUGAUCCUUUGAACUGGCUCCUGGACGGCCUCGUCGACCUCCCAUACUCCUACUCCGCAAUGUCAGGGAUGGAGCCACAAACUAUCGCCUGA